Molecule: messenger RNA, 2583 nt
Organism: Cotesia congregata
Lineage: Eukaryota; Metazoa; Arthropoda; Insecta; Hymenoptera; Braconidae
Source: the annotation of a GenBank genome assembly
AUGACUGAGAUGUUCGGCUCUCCUCGUGAGGCCGUAAGAGUUAAAGUAAAGAAGUGUGAGACAAGACAUCAACCAGAGUACCGAAAGUUUAGUGUUGACCCACAAAUAACAUCUAUCGAAGUAUUGCAAAGUAUAUUGAUUAAAGCGUUUGAUAUAAAAGGAGAAUUUACCGUAUCAUAUCGAGCGAUAGAUGACUACGGCUCAGAGACUUAUUUAUUUUUACUUUCUGACUGGGAUUUGGAUGCUGCAUUUAUCAGUGCUUCGGAGCCUUACUUAUAUCUCCAAGUAAAUUUAAAACCUUUUGGAGAAUCUGGUGACUGUGGUUGUGAUUGGGAACAGAGUAGUCGAGAAUUAACGAUAAAACAAGAGUCUGGUUUUCCAUACAAGACUCCUAAACUUCCAGGCUUAAUAAUGAACAAAGUAGAAAAAACAUUUAACAUGGUUCAAAGAGCACUAGGAAACUUAGGAGAAGAAUCUUCUCAACAAAAUAUUCAACCACCACGACCACCAUUGACUGAUGCUGAAUUUCGAAAGUUUCUUGAUCCAAUUGGUCAAGUAAUACAUUCAAAAGAAUUGCGGGCGGUAAUUUAUUUUGGAGGCAUUGAACCAAGUUUAAGAAAAGUAGUAUGGAAACAUAUUUUAAAUGUUUAUCCGGAUGGAAUGUCCGGUCGAGAGAGAAUGGACUAUAUGAAACGAAAAGCUCAAGAAUAUCAAUCACUUAGAGAAAGAUGGAAGUCACUGAUGCAGAAAGGUCAAAAUGUUGGUGAUUUAAGUUACGUUACAAGUAUGGUACGUAAAGAUGUUUUAAGAACUGAUAGACAUCACAAAUUUUACGGUGGAUCAGAUGAUAAUCAAAAUAUUGCAAGUUUAUUUAAUAUUUUAACAACUUAUGCAUUAAAUCAUCCAAGCGUAAGUUAUUGUCAGGGUAUGAGUGAUCUUGCGUCUCCACUUUUAGUCAUUAUGCGCGAUGAAGCACAAGCGUAUAUUUGCCUAUGUGCUUUAAUGAGAAGACUCAAGGAUAAUUUUAUGCUUGAUGGUAUUGCAAUGACAACUAAAUUUACACAUUUAGCAGAAGGUCUUCAAUGCUAUGAUCCUGAUUUUUAUGCCUAUCUAAAAUCUCAUCAAGCAGACGACUUAUUAUUCUGUUAUCGUUGGUUAUUGCUGGAAAUGAAACGGGAGUUUGCAUUAGAAGAUGCCCUGAGAAUGCUGGAAGUUCUUUGGGCUGCACUACCGGCAUCACCGCCUAAAGAUGAGCUUCACCUUGCCGAAGUUCCAUUUCCACCUCCAACACCACCACCGAGUCCAAAUAUUAAACACAUCAGAGAAAAUGCAUACACUAAAGUUUGUGCUAUCAGGCGGCUUAGUUCAUCUGCUAGUAUUGCAAGCGGAAAGAAAAAGUUUUCCAGUAUUGAUGAUCACGGUGAAACUAGUAUUAUUGAAAACAGAUCAACAUCUCCAAAAAUUAUUGAACCUGAGACAGAUAGUCAAAUAACUUCAACAAAAAAUCGAAAAAACAAUACAUUAGUAGAUAGAUUAUCUAAUAACGAAGCAUUGGAAGCUAAAUCGAAAAUAAGUAGUAAUUCUUAUGAAAUAAAAACCACAAAAUCACUGGAUGAAACAAAAGUUAAUGAACUAACGGAAAAUGAAAAAAAAUGUGCAAGAGUUGUCAAAAAUCUCAAUGAAUUUCUUAAUUUUACAUCUUUAAACCGAAAUAAAGUAGGCCCCAGUGAUAAACGUGAACUUAAACGAGUUUCUAGUGAGAAUGGUGUUAUUCGUGUUGUUCGAGAUGAUGCUGGUUCACCAGAUGACCCUACUGACUUUUAUCCUAUGACUACUUCAAUGACGAGAGAACUGAGACUAGAAUUAGAAUCAUUAGAUCGACAAGUUUUUGGUUCAUCUACUUCUAAUGAAGCAAAUGGUAGUGAUUGUGCUACGUCUAAACAAGAUUCUGACGAACCUGACAGUGAAAUUGAAUUUGAUACUGAAGUACCAAAAUGUAGUCCAGCAGCUGACGUCUUUGUUUGGGAAAAUCCACUACAUUCCUUAAAAAAUAAGAUUUCAGCAUUCGUCACUACUCCCGAUGAAUCAACUGAGACAGAAUACGAUGGUGAAAUAUUAGAAGACCAAAAUGGUGUCAAGUCUGUGACUCCUAUCAGACUCUUGAAACGCACUGCUCGAACGGAUUGUACAUCUGAUAAUGAAUCUCCUGAUAGUUGGCGAGAAAGUGCAAUAGCCUUAGAUAAUCAAUUAACUGUAACACAAGAGCAAUGUGAAGAAGCGACAGAAUUAACAGCAUUAAUCCCAGCUGGAACAUGUGAUGAUCAACUAACGGGUUUGUUACCUCCACCAUCCGAGUUUGGUGGCGGUAAUCCUUUUCUUAUGUUUUUAUGUAUUACAAUGCUUUUACAACAUCGAGAUUUUAUUAUGCGCAAUCAAAUGGAUUAUAACGAAAUGGCGAUGCACUUUGAUAAAAUGGUUCGACGUCACAAUGUUGCUCGAGUACUUUCACAGGCACGACAAUUAUUUGCUGGUUAUUUGAGAAGAUAUUCAACUCCUGGUCGACCUGAUUACGUCAGUGCUUAA